Cadophora gregata is the source of this 2650-nucleotide messenger RNA. RefSeq lists its product as uncharacterized. Bases 1120 to 2475 code for a protein of 451 amino acids. The transcript has 2 exons. NCBI's taxonomy places the organism in Eukaryota, Fungi, Ascomycota, Leotiomycetes, Helotiales, Ploettnerulaceae. The record is from RefSeq and is a predicted model, not a curated record.
AUAGCAUAGAGUCAGACUCAGGUUCCAUUCCAAGCUGUAUUUGUUGAUUUGUUCAGAAUAAGCUCUUACCUGAGCGAGACCUUGCAUGCGCUCAUCGCAACUACGAAUUCAAUAUUUACUAAGCUACGAGACUUAGAUCGAGUAUACUCGCCUUACACGAUCGAUCAGUCGGGUAUAGAGAAGCUUCUUGACCCUGUUGCAUCUUAUAUAGACUUUUUGAGCAAUCUUGGGGAAUCUGAAAUACAUCGGAGCAACUGAUCUUUUUUCCCCCUCUGGUGUAAUUUACUUGUCAAUGGAACAAUGUCGGCGGUAAGAGCGUGGACAUGCCGAUGCGAUGCCAAUAGGUGCUAUGCGCAAGUGCUGUUGAUUUAGUGGGGCAGGAGAGAUAGAUAUGGAGCAGGAGAGCCUUGAAGACGGGAGGGAGGCUGAAGGAAAACGUCCUGUCAUAUCCUGUACCUACGUCGGAGGCUCGGAGCUGAAGGGACCGCCCUCCGGAUGGCAAACUCAGAAGCGAUGCGAAUCGUUCAACCUUCUCCCUGAAGAUUUAUUCCCAACGUUCUGGACCGCAUCAACUAUUGGUUGCAUGAAUGGACUACUACAGUACUACUGACUACUGUGAGAGGCUGGCAGUGGAAGUGCUCUGCUGAGCUGGAUUAUCUGGGUGCAGGGUACCUCGGCAGGAAAGAGAAUAGCGUCUGACGGUGGAAAGCUACAGCCCCAAGCGAGAUGAUAGCCUGUCCGGCAGCCACUCAGGGGAUCCUCCCCUCGCUCCCCUCCUGCCCGUCUUCCUCUUUCAGGUAAGAAUUGAAGCCAAAGAGCAGCGGCUGGAAGGCAAACCUCAGGGUCUCGCGCACUCUCAGCACGCCUGGUUUCCUGGAAUAGGAAAGCCUGCCGCCAGAUACCGUGGGUGACAUGGACAUGGACAUGGACAUGAUCCUACUACUAAAGUAGAGUAGAUGCUUUUAUCCUAGCAUGCUUUUCCUCUUGUUCUUGUUCUCGUUCUCCUUUCUCCCCCUGAGAUCGUCGACGUCAGGUCUUAAAUGACUCUGCACAGUACAGUACAACCUUUGUCUGUUGUAUCUUCAGUAUCGUCGCUGCCCAUCGCGGACAUCAUACAGGAUGUUUCUGAAGGGGCAGGGCCGUCGCUGGCCUCUCAUUCUCGCUUUGCUUGUCUUUCUAAGUACCCUUGUCUAUUUUCACAAGCAACUCAUUGCUCUCCCCCUGCCUCGAAUUCAGAGCCCUCUGAGAAGCAGCUCAAAGAUAGGCUUUCCAAGCAACGUCGACACACCCCUGAAUCCAGAUGGGACGAAAACACACACUGAAGUAUACUCCGUGUCUACCAAAGACAGGAAAUAUUUCCAUGUACAAUUCGGCGGGCACAAGACUGCGGCAAAUACCAAUAUCAUCCCACAUCCGCACUUGAACGAUACCUUCAUAAUCGUCGCUCAGAAACCCCCAAGCAAGAUCCCCCACACCGUCUGGUUCGCCGAGCUAGUAUGCAACGCUCAAUUCAAGAACGGCAUAAUGGAGUGCGUCGAACCCCCCGCCAUCCUCCCCAUCGCCGCCACAGCAGGCGACAGAUGCAAAGGCGGCAAAAUCGACUACUUCAACAACCUCGUCGGCCCUCACGACGCGCGCGUCUUCUACGGGCCCAAGAACCCCUACGUCAUCUACGGCAGCAACGGCAUCCAAACCGCCUGCCUGGCGCAGUGGAUGGAGGACUUCCGCCUCCUAGUCGACUGGGGCCACGAGUACUACGAGGAGACCAAGUUCCGCGUGGGCACCGAGCUGCACCGCCCCGAGGGCAAGUACAUGGACAUGGAGAAGAACUUCUUUGCCUUCUGGGACAACAGCGGGAACAUGUACACCCACUACGACAUCUAUCCCAAGCGGGUGUUCGCCAAGGUCGAGUACGACGGUACUGUUGGCCCGGAUCUGGCGCCCCUGGCGGCGGAUCUGGAUAGCAAGUGUAUGGCUGCGAGGAUGGUGAAGCUCACAAACGAGAAGCAGGAGGGUUUGCACCAGGCUACUAAUUCCCUGUCUAUCACUAUGUGUAACCGGUCGGAUCCUACUUGCAAGGCUGAGGAGUCGAAUACCUUCAUCUUCAUCCUAUACCAGUAUAAGAGCUUCUUCCAAUAUCACGGGCAGUACGAACCGUAUGUCAUGAUCUUCAGUCAGCAGCCGCCGUUCCAAAUCCACGGUAUCUCCAACAAGCCGAUCUGGAUCUACGGUCGAGGUGGGCCUGGCACGGGCAAGAUACCGAAGAACAUGGGCGCGAAGAGUAUUGCGAAGUGGAAGCAGACCGAGAUGCUGUAUGUCACGAGUAUGAGCUGGAAGGAGAGGGGCAAGAAGUAUCAUGGUUUCUUAGAUGAUAUCCUGUUCAUUGGAUUCGGCAUCGAGGAUGAGGUCGCUGGUGGUAUCGAUAUCAAGGCUGGUGAUUUGUUUGCUGAUAUGGGGUCUUGUCUUGGGACGUGAGAGCAGGCAUUUGGGGUUUCUGGGGCUGUGAGGUGCGUUGGAUGAUUGGCGUUGGAUAUAUCGUUGGUUUAGGUUCAGAUAAAGCACAUGUAUAUAUGUAUGUAUGAAGAUAGGGUGGUUACGUGGCGUUCUGGAGACAUAAUAGACAAAAUAAAGAAUAUACCUUUAUAAUGCC